Messenger RNA from Scophthalmus maximus (turbot), 2178 nucleotides. RefSeq names its product forkhead box D3 (gene foxd3). NCBI's taxonomy places the organism in Eukaryota, Metazoa, Chordata, Actinopteri, Pleuronectiformes, Scophthalmidae. Bases 471 to 1664 code for a protein of 397 amino acids. Gene Ontology annotation, biological process: anatomical structure morphogenesis; cell differentiation; regulation of transcription by RNA polymerase II. The transcript has a single exon. The record is from RefSeq and is a predicted model, not a curated record. Gene Ontology annotation, molecular function: RNA polymerase II cis-regulatory region sequence-specific DNA binding; DNA-binding transcription factor activity, RNA polymerase II-specific.
CUCAUAGCUACUGGGAAAAGUAAUCUAUCAGACAGCCCUUUUAAAAAGCUCCGGCCUUUAAAGAGCAGCAUGUGUCACCUCGACUUGGUUCUGCGAAAAUCACUCCGCUAGGAAAUACGCGCGCACCGAGACGGGGACGUCGGAGAGCAGAAGUGCGCGACAUCCUCCCGGCAGCAACUUCGAGGGGCACAGACGCGCCGCUUUCUACCCGGGGCCUGCUCACUUACCGAGUGGAGAAACAUUUCUCGAAGUUGAAGUUGCUCUCUGGGCUUCGCCGACUGGCUGCCCGGUUCCACCGUAUCUAGAUCGGGGGGAGACACUCGAUCUGUUGACAGGGGGGAGCGACCAGCGAAGUCCAGCAAGACCCCGCAUGCGUGCGCACUGACCGCGCUGGUCUCACCCACCCAUCAGUCGGCCUGCUCCGGAAGACUUUUUCUUUUUCUUUUUGAAGAGUGUGAGCAAGUCGUGAGAUGACCCUGUCUGGAGGCAGCGAAAGAGCCAGCGACAUGUCCGGCCAAACUGUGCUCACGGCGGAGGACGUGGACAUCGACGUGGUGGGCGAGGGAGACGAGGAGGGCAUGGAGACGGUGGACAGCGACUGCGACAGCCCGGUGGGAGGCAUCCUGCGCGACCUCCGAGGUGAGCCGGGGGACGAGGAGGCGGAGGAUGAGAUCGAGGUGGAGAAGGAGGAGAUGGGCUCCGGCGGCGGGAGUCCGUGCUGCGAGAGCUCCGGCGAGGGGGAGACCGGCACCGGCAAGGGAGAGGGUCACGACGGGAGCGCCGCCUCGGGAGGGUCGCUCCAGAAGCCCAAAAGCAGCCUGGUGAAGCCGCCCUAUUCCUACAUCGCCCUCAUCACCAUGUCCAUCCUCCAGAGCCCGCAGAAGAAACUCACCCUCAGCGGCAUCUGCGAGUUCAUCAGCAACCGCUUCCCGUACUACCGGGAGAAGUUCCCGGCGUGGCAAAACUCCAUCCGCCACAACUUGUCCCUGAACGACUGCUUCGUGAAAAUCCCACGGGAGCCCGGCAACCCCGGCAAGGGCAACUACUGGACGCUGGACCCCGCGUCGGAGGACAUGUUCGACAACGGCAGCUUCCUCAGGAGGAGGAAGCGGUUCAAGCGCGUCCAGCCGGACAUGCUCAGGGACCAGACCGCGCUCAUGAUGCAGAGUUUCGGCGCGUACAGCCUCGGGGGCCCCUACGGGCGCCACUACGGGAUCCACCCGGCUGCGUACGCCCACCCGGCGGCUCUGCAGUACCCCUACAUCCCCCCCGUGGGCCACAUGCUGCCGCCGGGCGUGCCGCUCCUGCCCUCGGCGGAGCUGAACAGGAAGGCGUUCAACUCGCAGCUCAGCCCGAGCCUCCAACUCCAGCUCAACAGUCUGAGCACGGCGUCGAUGAUCAAGUCGGAGCCGUCCAACAGACCGUCCUUCAGCAUAGAGAACAUCAUCGGGGUCUCCAGCGCCUCCUCGUCCUCGCCGGGCGCCGCGCACGCCUUCCUGCGGCCUCCGGUGACCGUGCAGUCGGCCCUGCUGAGCGCGCAGUCCCUCUCCCUGAGCCGGAGCUCGGCCGCCAUCGGCCCCAUCCUCAGCGUGCCGUCGAACAUCCUUUCCGGACACGUUUUACCCGCAGCGACGGCGGCGGCGGUGUCCAAAUGGUCACAAUGACUCAAACGCGAGAAAAGAUAGACUCUUAUUUUUAUAUAUAUAUGUAGAGAGAGAGAGAGGGGGGGGGGGGGAGACGUUAUAACCGCGGGGGAAGUGAGAAGAGCACACAUCUAUAGGCAGCACUGGACUCUGUAAGCCAUGUACAGACUUUUGAAACAGAGAGAGAGAAAAAAAAAGAAGAAGAAGAGAUAUUUCUGUACAGGUAAUAUUUGUAAAUAUUUGUAGAAAAACAAAAAAGAAAGAUUUUACCGGUUUGACUUUUACCUGUCUUUCUUUUGUCUCCCGUUGUUCUUGUUUUGAGAUCUGUAUUAAUUAUUGGACAUUUUUCUUUUUUGUAUUUGGAAGCUCAAGUGGACCCAUUUUUUGUUUGGCUUCCUUUUCAUACAAGACACAAAAAAGCUCUGAAAAAUAGAUUGUUUAUAAUAAUAAUAAUAAAAAAAUCCACCAUAUGUAAUUCUAUGUAGCUAUAUUGUGUUGUAAACUGAAUUUAUUUGUAAAUAAACCCGAGAAAGAA